GAAAAUAAAAAACUUUAAUCUAGAAUUGGGAGAAACUCGGCCUAGGGUUUCUAGCCUCCUCCUCCUCGACAGAGCCGAAAAUCACGAGCCCUAGUUUCGUUUUGUUGUGACGAUCCAUAUUUUUGGUAAGCCCUUGUCAUUGAAUCAGCCUCCAAAUUCCUCUGAGAAUCCCCCCUUCUCGCGUAUUUUGGCCUUGGGAUCCGAUCUGGGAGGGACCCUUUGAAGGAGAUCGAGCUUCGGAUUCGGAUACGAUUACUGGCUCGGAGCUUUACUGAGCUUUUUUCGCGAUAAAUUGACAAGAAUUAAGUACCCGGUUUUAGGGUUUUUGGGGGGUUUGGGGUUAACAAUGGAUGACCUUGAAAAGGCGAUACUGAUUAGUUUCGAUGAAUCGGGUGUUGUUGAUUCGGCGUUAAAGUCCCAUGCGGUUACUUAUUGUCAGCAAAUCAAGGAGACUCCGUCUAUAUGCAGUAUAUGCAUUGAGAAGCUUUGGUUCUCUAAGCUUGUUCAAGUUCAGUUCUGGUGCUUGCAGACUCUGCAGGAUGUUAUAAGAGUCAAGUACGGAUCCAUGAGCUCCGACGAGAAGAGUUACGUGAGGAAAUCCGUGUUUUCAAUGGCGUGCUUGGAGCUGGUUGAUAAUGAGAGUGCUGUUAGAGUUGUGGAAGGACCGGCAUUUGUCAAAAACAAGCUCGCUCAGGUUUUGGUUACUUUGAUAUAUUUCGAGUACCCUUUGAUUUGGUCGUCCGUGUUCGUUGAUUUUCUGCCUCAUUUGAGCAAGGGGGCAGUUGUGAUCGACAUGUUUUGUCGUGUUUUGAAUGCUUUGGAUGAUGAGUUGAUUAGCUUGGAUUAUCCUCGGACAUCUGAAGAUAUGUCUGUGGCUACUCGUGUCAAGGACGCAAUGAGGCAGCAAUGUAUACCUCAGUUUGCUAGAGCAUGGUAUGACAUUGUCUCGUUGUACAGGAAUUCAGAUCCCGAUCUCUCUGCUACGGUGUUAGAUUGCAUGAGAAGAUUUGUCUGUUGGAUUGAUAUUGGAUUGAUUGCAAAUGAUGCAUUUAUCCCGUUACUGUUUGACUUAAUUUUGUCGGAUGGUUUGUCUGAUCAGCUCCGUGGUGCAGCAGCUGGGUGUGUAUUGGCCAUGGUUUCUAAGCGAAUGGAUUAUCAGUCAAAACUUCCCCUUUUACAGACUCUUCAAAUAAGCCGUGUUUUUGGGUUAGUGUCUGAGGAUGUUGAUUCAGAGUUGGUAUCUAAAGUUUCUGCUCUGCUUACUGGAUAUGCUGUUGAGGUUCUAGAAUGCCACAAAAGGUUGAACUCAGAGGACACUAAGGCAAUUUCCAUGGAAUUGCUGAAUGAAGUCCUGCCAUCAGUUUUUUACGUAAUGCAGAACUGUGAAGUGGAUGCUACCUUUAGCAUUGUUCAGUUUCUCCUGGGUUAUGUUUCCACUCUCAAAGGCCUUCCUGCUUUAAAGGAGAAGCAACUGCUCCACCUCAAUCAGAUUCUUGAAGUGAUUAGAACCCAAAUCUGUUAUGACUCUAUGUAUCGGAAUAACCUUGAUGCACUGGACAAAAUCGGAUUGGAAGAAGAAGAUAGAAUGUCUGAGUUUAGAAAAGAUUUGUUUGUCUUAUUGCGUACUGUGGGACGUGUUGCUCCUGAAAUCAGUCAGCAUUUUAUCCGAAAUGCACUAGCAAGUGCUGUUAAAUCUUCUUCCGAGAGAAAUGUCGAAGAAGUGGAAGCUGCCCUUUCACUUCUUUAUUCAUUUGGAGAAUCUAUGACCGAUGAGUCACUGAAAACUGGUUCUGGAUGUUUACGUGAAUUAAUUCCGAUGCUCUUGUCUACACGGUUUCCAGGUCAUUCUCAUAGGCUAGUUGCGCUUGUGUACUUGGAAAACAUAACAAGGUACAUGAAGUUUAUUCAAGAAAAUACCCAGUACAUCCCCAUGGUUCUUGGUGCUUUCCUAGAUGAAAGAGGUUUGCACCAUCAGAACGUCCAUGUGAGCCGUAGAGCUUGUUAUUUGUUCAUGAGAGCCGUGAAACUGUUGAAAUCAAAACUUGUCCCAUUCAUUGACACGAUACUGCAGAGUCUCCAAGAUACAGUUGCCCAGUUGACAAGCAUGAAUUUCUCAUCAAGAGAACUUUCAGGAACUGAAGAUGGCAGUCACAUUUUUGAGGCGAUUGGGUUACUCAUCGGAUUGGAGGAUGUUCCAGCUGAAAAGCAGUCAGAUUAUCUCUCUUCUCUGCUCACCCCUCUUUGUCAGCAGAUUGAGGCAGCACUCGUGCAGGCAAAAAUGGCGAGUCCCGAAGAAUUCCCUGUGAAAAUAGCUAAUAUCCAGUUUGCGAUAAUGGCAAUAAAUGCUCUCAGCAAGGGAUUCAGCGAGCGUCUUGUGACUGCAAGUCGUCCUACAGUCGGUCUCAUGUUCAAGCAGACAUUAGAUGUGCUCCUAAGGAUUUUGAUUGAGUUUCCAAAAGUCGAGCCUCUGCGAAGUAAGGUCACAUCUUUCAUACACCGUAUGGUGGACACCCUUGGAGCAUCUGUGUUCCCUUACCUUCCCAAGGCUUUGGAACAGCUACUUGCUGAAAGUGAGCCAAAGGAAAUGGUUGGUUUCCUACUAUUACUUAAUCAGCUUAUCUGCAAAUUCAACACCUCACUCCGUGAUAUCCUUGAAGAAGUAUACCCUGCCAUUGCUGGUAGGAUAUUUAAUGUUAUUCCAAGAGAUGGGUUUCCCUCGGGUCCUGGGACCAUUACCGAGGAAAUUCGAGAAUUGAUGGAACUUCAAAGGACACUGUACACAUUUCUUCAUGUGAUAGCCACACAUGAUCUCUCCUCUGUUUUCCUAACACCCAAGAGUAGGGGAUUCCUGGAUCCGAUGAUGCAGCUCCUUUUGUACAGUUCUUGUAGUCACAAGGAUAUACUCGUAAGAAAGGCAUGUGUGCAAAUAUUUACAAGGCUAAUUAAAGACUGGUGCCCGAAGCCUUACAGCGAGGAGAAGGUUCCCGGAUUUCAGAAUUUCAUGAUCGAAAAUUUUGCUACAAACUGCUGUUUGUAUAGUGUGCUAGAUAAAUCUUUUGAGUUUAGUGAUGCAAAUACUCACAUUCUGCUUGGAGAAAUCGUCAUAGCUCAGAAGGUGAUGUAUGAGAAAUUUGGUAAUGCAUUUCUGAUGCAUCUUUUGGCAAAAACUCUUCCAUCAGCACACUGUCCACGGGAGUUGGCAGAGCAGUAUUGCCAAAAGUUGCAGGGCAGUGAUGUUCGGACCCUGAAGUCGUUCUACCAGUCCCUUAUCGAAAGCCUACGCCUUCAACAAAACGGUAGUGUCGUUUUAAGAUAGCUUUUGAGAUACACAGAUAAGAUGCACAAUAAGAGAGUAGAACAUGGGCUGUAACUCAUUUUCACCAUGAACUAAGGUUUUGCGGAUGUAAAUACCGUUUUGUGUUAUUGUCCACUUCCAAAGGCACCAAGCUGUAUAUGACGAAAAACAACUUCUUUACGACAUUCAUCACUUCUGCUAGUUUCCAAGUCACAUUCCAAGCAGUUUGUUGUUUUUUUUUUUUCCUUUAUGGGUUUCUCAUGAGGUUCAUGUCCGUAGUCUCUUCACUUCUCCAAUUUUGAUUUCAUCAGUGUCUUCUUCCUUCACCAAGCAGUGCUUUUUUUUGUUCUUUUUGUUUGUUUGGGAUUUUGUCAAAGGUCUCAGGUGUUUUCUUGUUCUUUUUAUUACAUGAAGUAGAGUAAACUGCUAGCAUACAAGAGGAGGAGAGACCAAAGUUUUGGCUUGAUUUUAUUUAUUCAAAUAAUCUUAAAUUAUGUUUCCCUGUUA
Molecule: messenger RNA, 3802 nt
Organism: Tarenaya hassleriana
Lineage: Eukaryota; Viridiplantae; Streptophyta; Magnoliopsida; Brassicales; Cleomaceae
Product: exportin-T
Exons: 15
Coding region: 347-3316 (989 amino acids)
Biological process (GO): tRNA re-export from nucleus
Cellular component (GO): nuclear pore; nuclear matrix; cytoplasm
Molecular function (GO): tRNA binding; small GTPase binding
Source: RefSeq, a predicted model, not a curated record